This is a messenger RNA of Jaculus jaculus (lesser Egyptian jerboa), 492 nucleotides long. RefSeq names its product translocator protein 2 (gene Tspo2). Gene Ontology annotation, molecular function: cholesterol binding. Gene Ontology annotation, cellular component: endoplasmic reticulum; membrane. The record is from RefSeq and is a predicted model, not a curated record. The coding region runs from base 1 to 492 and encodes 163 amino acids. Lineage: Eukaryota; Metazoa; Chordata; Mammalia; Rodentia; Dipodidae. The transcript is spliced from 3 exons.
AUGAGGCCCCAGGGGCCCGUCUUUGUGGGCGUGCCCCUCCUGGGGCCCAUCGUGAUCUGGAUGUUCACUCGGGAUCAGAUAUCCGGUUGGUGCCAGGAUGAACGGGAGCUGCCCUGGUGCCCGCCCCACAAACUCAUACUGCUUGUGUGGACAACCAUCUACCCUGUCGUGGGCUAUGCCUCGUACCUGGUGUGGAAGGACCUGGGAGGGGGCUUCGGGUGGCCCCUGGCACUUCCCCUGGGCCUCUACGCUCUGCAGCUCACCCUCAGCUGGACCGUCCUGACACUCUUCUUGGCAGCUGACAACCCCGGGCUGGCUCUCCUGGACCUCCUACUGCUCUACGGGAUGGUGGUAAGCACAGUGCUGGUCUGGCGGCCCAUCAACAAGCUGGCUGCCCUGCUCCUGCUGCCCUACCUGGCCUGGCUCACCGUCACCACCGCCAUCGCCUACCGCCUGUGGAGGGACAGCUUGUGUCCAGGGCACCAGCCGUGA